Molecule: messenger RNA, 1962 nt
Organism: Aedes albopictus (Asian tiger mosquito)
Lineage: Eukaryota; Metazoa; Arthropoda; Insecta; Diptera; Culicidae
Product: transcription factor grauzone-like
Exons: 2
Coding region: 128-1549 (473 amino acids)
Biological process (GO): regulation of transcription by RNA polymerase II
Cellular component (GO): nucleus
Molecular function (GO): DNA-binding transcription factor activity, RNA polymerase II-specific; zinc ion binding; RNA polymerase II transcription regulatory region sequence-specific DNA binding
Source: RefSeq, a predicted model, not a curated record
UUGGUAAACAUCAAUGCGACAUAAUCGCUUCAGGUAAAUUUAGCGACUUUGCAGUGAAUAAGUAAUUACACAUAUCGGCAUUAAAACAGCUUAUUUUUCAUAAAUUCUGUAAUUUAAUUUACAAAAGAUGGAAGUGGUCAUGGAGAGUUCGUCAUGUUUUAUGUGUGGUCAAAAAGCUGAACAUUUUCACUACAUAUCGGAGACUGGAAGUGAGCAGGAGCUUGGCAUUAGUAACAUUAUCUGCCAGCACUUUUGGUUCCAGGAAGAUGCCCUGCGCACUGCCAUCAUCUGUGAGCCCUGCUGGCAAACAGUUUCCCAAUUCCAUCGCUACUACCAAGACGUGAAGCAAUACCAUGAGCAACUAUCGGAACCGAACUCGAUUUGCAUCAAACAGGAACCGCUUGAUUCGAUAGUUGAGGUCGAACCAAGCAGGAUCGAGGCAGAAGUCCCGUCCGAUGAAGAAGAAAGUAAAGUCGGAAUCGCAGAGAAAUGCAACCAACUGUCGGAAGAAGCUAAUCCGGUUGUUGUGGAGAAACUAACUCGAAGUAAAGCGCCCUCCGCUCAGCAGAAGCAGAUGGAGGACAAUUUCAUCAAGAAGCAUUUCCCGUACAAUUGUAACGAGUGUUCCGUACAAUUUGAAUGUUACAUCUCGAUGCGUCGCCAUAUGAUAGACGUCCACGGCAAAGCAUACAUCAUGUGCUGCGGCGUCCAGUAUACCAGUCGAUACUUACUGUUCCAACAUGUGCAGGCUGUGCUCAACCCGGAAGCAUUCAAAUGUAAACUUUGCGAUAGAUCGUACACUUUACGUACAGGAUACGUUCGUCACAUGCAUCGACGCCAUCCCAACAAUGAUCCCUUUCGAUGUGACCAGUGUCCGAAACGUUUCCCUUCAGCAGAUUUACUUAAUCGUCACACUGCAAACCAUAACAGGUUUACGCAUAAGAUUAUCAAAUGCCACAUAUGUGGCCAACGCUUUGGUAGAAAGCUCCGGCUGCGGGAGCACAUGAUUGCAGUUCACGAGAAAACGGCCGUAUACGUUUGUGAAAUUUGCUCAAAAUCAUUUACCAGACUGGAGAUGUUCAAGGAGCACCAGAUGACACACGAGUUCACGGCAGAGGAGCUGAAGAAGCAGUGCCCCAUUUGCAAACGGUGGCAGAAGAAUGAGCGACUGUGGAAGAACCAUGUGGAUCGACACAAGGGUGACGGAGCUCGGCAAUGCGACCAAUGCGAUUUCGUUUCGAUCAAUUCGAGUGCACUGAAGAGGCACAUUGAGCGGAUGCACGAUAAGAAAAUGGAUUGUCCUUGCGAGGUGUGCGGUAAAGUAUACGCGAACCCGAAAACAUUGAAGGAACACGUUGCUAAUAGCCAUACAAAAGAACCGCUCUACCAGUGUAGGUUCUGCGAGGAAACGUUCUUCACCAGCUCCCCCAUGUACAAGCACAGGAAAAAGGCUCAUCCGAAGGAAUGGCAGGAGUACAUCACAACCAAGUUUGGCAUCGAUGAAGCAGAAGCACGAACAAAGGCGAAAAAGGCCGGAAAUUUUGUAUGAGUUCGUUGGAGUUAAUCGGUAACGCAGUGUGCUGAUGAACUUCUUGGAAACCGAAGAUUCCCUUAGCAACCUAAGUUUUCUUUAAUAAACAACAUAUGUAGUUAGUUUUUUCAUUCCUGUUCAAGACACCACUCAAACUAGUUGUAAAAUAAAUCCAGCUUUCCACGCUCGCCAUAAUGGCGGAUGCUAUAAAUUAAUUUGACAGUAUCUGUGCCCCAGUUGAACUGAAAUUAUUAAACAAUAUUCUUAGCAACCCUUGACUACAAUGGAAAAUGUUUUGUUGACCGGUAACUACUGAGAAAAAUGGCAAGAAAUCAAAAAGUGUCCAACAAAUAAAAUUUUUGAUUUUAUUGUCCUAAUUAAACUAUUUUCUAUUUUAGGUUUUGUAAUUUAAGAAAGGUGAAUACAUGACU